Messenger RNA from Odontomachus brunneus, 727 nucleotides. It is a transcript of the gene Roc1a, whose product is annotated as RING-box protein 1A. Lineage: Eukaryota; Metazoa; Arthropoda; Insecta; Hymenoptera; Formicidae. The coding region runs from base 255 to 596 and encodes 113 amino acids. Gene Ontology annotation, molecular function: zinc ion binding; cullin family protein binding; ubiquitin protein ligase activity. Gene Ontology annotation, biological process: ubiquitin-dependent protein catabolic process; protein ubiquitination. Gene Ontology annotation, cellular component: cullin-RING ubiquitin ligase complex; nucleus. The record is from RefSeq and is a predicted model, not a curated record. The transcript is spliced from 6 exons.
GGUAGUUCAGAGUUUCGAGAUCGUCCUGCAUUUUUCAUCAUUUCGAUUCGUCAAAGUCGAGUUUUGUACAUGAAUUAUCGUCGCUGGAAUUGCCGAGUGAAAGGACAGUCGAUAAUAUCAAUCCUCUUCAAUUAUCGUGGGCUCCAAUGGUAGUCAGGAAAUUUUUAUUUAGAUUAUCGACGCGGUUUGUUGAUAAUCGGUUGAGCCUACUGUCGCUAGGUGCCACUUGGCCUCCAACGCUUCAAAAUUAGGAAAUGGCGACUACGAUGGAGAUCGACGACGACGAAUGUGACCUGCCAACUUCCAGUAGCGGGAAAGGCGAGAAAAAGCGUUUUGAGGUGAAAAAAUGGAACGCAGUAGCAUUAUGGGCAUGGGACAUUGUUGUGGACAAUUGUGCUAUCUGCCGUAAUCACAUUAUGGAUCUGUGCAUUGAGUGUCAAGCGAAUCAAGCAUCUGCUACAAGUGAGGAGUGCACAGUAGCUUGGGGUGUAUGCAACCAUGCUUUCCAUUUUCAUUGUAUCUCACGUUGGCUGAAAACACGUCAAGUAUGUCCACUUGACAAUCGUGAAUGGGAAUUCCAGAAGUAUGGUCACUAAUUAUACACUUGUGCAAGUUUAGUCAGUUGCAUGAUGGGAUAUAAUUUUCAACUGGAGUAUUCUUUUUUCACACGUCAAACAUAAUUACACUGAAGAUCUGUGGAUGAAUAAAAAGAAAAACAGAUACAAAA